Molecule: messenger RNA, 1410 nt
Organism: Lachancea mirantina
Lineage: Eukaryota; Fungi; Ascomycota; Saccharomycetes; Saccharomycetales; Saccharomycetaceae
Source: the annotation of a GenBank genome assembly
AUGAACACUGUGUCACUUAUUCUCUUAACAGCUGCCUUGGCAAACACUGCGCCAACCACUACUGAAAAGCAAUCACCAUAUGCAGAUGUGUCCAAAAUUGGCACCCAAGAAGACAUUUUCCCAUAUCUGGCAGGUUCUGGCCCUCAUUUUUCGUACCCGCUAAGCUACGGUGUGUCCAAAGAAGUUCCCGAGCAAUGUGUCCUCCAACAGGUUCAAUUACUGGCUAGACAUGGCGAAAGAUACCCAACUAACAACACAGGGUCGAGUUUGACGAACCUUUACCGAAAAUUAAACAGCUACUCUUCAAAAUUCUCAGGAUCUCUGAAAUUCUUGGACGAAGACUACGAGUUUUUUUUGCCAGACUCUCACAACUUUGAAGAAUUAACCACUUGGGACAACACUUUAGACCCCAUCAAUCCCUAUGUCGGCGAAUGGGAUGCGCAGAAACACAGCCGUGAGUUCUUACGUCAAUACGGAGAGCUCCUAAAAAACACGACCUCGUUCCCCAUCUUCACAUCCAACUCUAAAAGAGUCCACGACACCGCCAAAGUUUUCGGUGACGCUUUGGGAGACAAAUUCAACAUCAGCUAUCAGAUCAUCGAUGAAGAUCCUUCGAUGGGAGCCAACUCAUUGACUACUUUAAGUUCCUGCGCCACUUACAACAAGACCGCUAAGAAAGAUGUGUACUCUAAAUUCACGACUCGAUACCUAUCCGACAUCGCUAAUAGAUUGAACACUGAGAACAAGGGCCUAAACUUGUCUAAAUCCGAUGCCAACAGCCUAUUCUCCUGGUGCGCAUACGAAAUUAACGUCAAGGGCUACAGUAACAUGUGCGAUGUGUUUACCGACGAAGAACUGACCUACUACGCCUACAACGACGACAUGACCAGCUACUACUAUCACGGUCCUGGUAACCCACUGGGUGUCACUGUCGGUGGUGUCAACUUUAACGCUUCUGUCGAGCUCUUGAAGCAGCACAAAGAACUAGACAACAAGGUGUGGUUAAGUUUCACUCACGACACCAACGUUGUCAACAUCCUAGGUGCCAUCGGUAUCUUCGAUCCUGGCCAUCCGAUGCCUGCCGAGUACAUUGCCGUCAAAGACCACAUUUACCACAAGUCUUGGAUGGUGCCCCAGGGUGCCAGAGUCUACACUCAACUGUACCAGUGUUCCAACCAAACCUUCGUUAGAUACGUGGUGAACGACGCUGUGAUCCCAAUUGAGAAGUGCUCGUCCGGUCCAGGUUUGUCCUGUGAACUCAGCGAAUUUGCCACCUACGCGGAGUCCAGAUUGAACGGUACAGAUUACGUUUCUUCUUGUAAGACUGCCACUACUAGCAACCAAACUUCAUUGACCUUCUACUGGGACUACCAGCAGAGGAAUUACGAUGCUCCUUUGGGGUUGUUUUAG